This is a messenger RNA of Thamnophis sirtalis, 693 nucleotides long. NCBI's taxonomy places the organism in Eukaryota, Metazoa, Chordata, Lepidosauria, Squamata, Natricidae. The record is from RefSeq and is a predicted model, not a curated record.
AUGACAGAAGAAACUGAAGAAAAGGCUAGAGUGAACUUUCCCUUUCCUUAUACACCAUAUCCCAUUCAAGAGCAAUUUAUGGCUAAACUUUAUCAGGUCUUGGAGAUGGGAAAGAUUGGCAUAUUUGAGAGCCCAACUGGCACAGGUAAAUCAUUAAGUUUGAUUUGUGGUGCUCUCUCGUGGCUCCGGGAUUUUGAAGAGAAAAAGAAACUGGAGGAGGCCCAGCUAUUAGCAAGUAAAAUUGGUGGAAAAGAUGCAGAAGAGGAACUCAAGGAAAGCAAUACAAAGCUUUUAGCCAGCCAGCCAGCGAACAAUGAACCAGACUGGAUAAUGCAAUUUGUGCAGGAGAAAAAAGAGCAGGAAAUGAUUCAUAGACUGAAGGAAGAACAGAUCAAGAGGAAGAAACGAGAAGCAUACCUUGAGCAAAUUCGACACAAUGUGAAACUGAAAUAUGUGUCUAAACGGAAGCGGAUGGAGGAGGAAGAGGCAGAGCACCUGCUUCAGCUCAGCAAGGACAGUUUAUCUACCCCUGCUGAGCCUGGUUCUUUGGAGCUUUCAGAUGCGAGUGAGGAAGAUCUGAUCCUUGCAGAAUACCAGAGUGACGAGGAGCAGAAAACAGGAAAUAGGUUAACUGGAAUGGAUAGUGAUGAUGAUGAUGAUGACCUACAGGAAGAGCAUGUUGCAAAGGCUUAA